Clunio marinus is the source of this 216-nucleotide messenger RNA. Lineage: Eukaryota; Metazoa; Arthropoda; Insecta; Diptera; Chironomidae. The record is from the annotation of a GenBank genome assembly.
AUGAACGGCGUCGGAACUUGGUGUGGAAUGUUGAAAUUUAAUAAUUGGGUUCAUAAAAGGUUGAAAGCUCCACUACGAGUUGUAAGUCAGAAGCAAAGUGAAUGCGUGACAAUCAGUACAGAAAAUUGCAAACCAUCAACUUUGUUUUUUUGUUACUUUAAAGAUGAAAUUAAAAUAAGAAAGACUUCACCUAAAAAAAAAGAUAGCAAAGAUUAG